This is a messenger RNA of Cololabis saira (Pacific saury), 2123 nucleotides long. Its product is annotated as cerebellin-1. The coding region runs from base 346 to 969 and encodes 207 amino acids. The record is from RefSeq and is a predicted model, not a curated record. NCBI's taxonomy places the organism in Eukaryota, Metazoa, Chordata, Actinopteri, Beloniformes, Belonidae. Gene Ontology annotation, cellular component: glutamatergic synapse; synaptic cleft. Gene Ontology annotation, molecular function: protein binding. The transcript is spliced from 3 exons.
UUAAAAAUUACAAAACCAGGUUGGAUUUUCUGUAUUGGUGCCCCCGUUGGCUGAAGAGCAUUACUGCCGCGUCCUUGGGAACUGGAUAUUUGCACCUCCACCUUCCAGGCAGCACUUCCUGUCUGCUAUUAUGGAAAGCCGCCAUCUUGAUGUUAACAAAUAGUGGCCUUCGUGGAGAAUCUAACACAACCUUUAAGUGAGGAUCACAGAUCGUUAUAUUUUAUAUAAGGAUUGUCUUAUUUUCUCAUCUCUGGUAAAAUUAUGGCCAAAGUGAGUUUUUAAUUUUUUUCUGUCAAGUCGUUGUGAUGGCCAUCUUGGAGUAAAACCACAAACAAAACUCGAACAAUGAACUGUCCGACUCUAUCACCUGCACCACACUUGCCCCCCCAAAUGCUCUUCCUCGCUGGGCUGCUGCUCCUCGGCCGCUGGGGGCCGGCAGAAGUCAGCUGUCAAAAUGACACCGAGCCAAUUGUUCUGGAGGGGAAGUGUCUGGUCGUGUGCGACUCCACGCCGACGGCGGAGCCGUCUGGUAACGCUCUGGGCAUGUCAGUGAGGUCGGGGACGGGCCGGGUGGCGUUUUCAGCCAUCCGCAACACCAACCACGAACCCUCUGAGAUGAGCAACCGCACCAUGACCAUCUACUUUGACCAGAUCUUAGUGAAUGUUGGCAGCCAUUUCGAUCCAGCAACAAGCAUCUUUGUGGCACCCAGAAAAGGAGUCUACAGCUUCAGCUUUCAUGUCGUCAAGGUUUAUAAUCGACAGACAAUACAAGUGAGUUUGGUUCUCAAUGGCUGGCCUGUGAUCUCGGCUUUUGCAGGUGACCAGGAUGUGACCAGGGAAGCAGCCACCAAUGCCGGGCUGAUAAUCAUGGAGCGAGGGGACAAGGCCUACCUUAAACUGGAGAGGGGGAACCUAAUGGGUGGGUGGAAAUUUUCCACCUUCUCUGGGUUUCUAGUGUUCCCCUUAUAGGUGUGGUUAAAGUACAAUUAAGAUGGAGUGUCUUAUACAAGCACUGUAAAAUAAAUAUUGUUUUGUUAAUUUAAGACCUUUAAGGAGAAAGUUAAAAAUGGAUACAUCCUUACGUUGAGAUCAAUAUCGAACUGGUGUCAAAUUCACUGAGCACAAAAUGCUGAAAAUACUGAAUACUAAAGAUAUGUUUUCCUUGAAUAUUAUGGCCUAUUAUUUAAUUUCUGUUCCGUAAACCUGAGGAGUUACAAAUCAUUUUAAUGUUACAUGUGCAAUUUGGAAAUGGAUGGCUGCAGGACAAAGGAUGUUCAAACUGACAAGCUCUUCUUGUCUAAGUACGUGGUGUCAAACUCAUGUCCUCAUGCACAUCUAUACAGUAGAAGAAGGUAAACAUUCAUAGUGGAAGUACGUACGGAGCCCCUAAAGGGACACAGAUUCUUUUUUUUAUAAUGAGUUUUACGCACGCGCGUGCAACCUUUACGCGCACACGUAAAACCUUUAAGUGAGCAGGUAAAGUUGUUUACUUGCAAUCAAAGUGGUAAUGUCCUUAUAAUGGAGUCCCAGGUUAAAAUAUAGCUCAGCUAAAUCCUGUAAUGUCAUUUCCAUUCAUAAACAGGGCAGGGCGCAACUGGAGCGUCUCCAGUUCCAGCAAUACUCCCAUGUACUUGUUUUUACGCGCUCACGUAGAACAACUUUUAGGCGCUCACUUAUAAGUUUUGCGAGAGCGCAUAAAACUUUUUAGUGAGUGCAUAAACGUUUUACGUGCUCACGUAAACAACUUUACGUGCUCACUUAAAGUAAAAGUAAAACUCAUUAUAUAUAAAAAAAAAAAUCUGUGUCCCUUCAGGGGCUCCGUAAAUACGGCGUGUUGCUGUAGAUGUUAAUGUUUAUACACACCAGGCAGGAAAGUUGUGGAAAAGUCUUUUUGUUCUGUUGAAGCAACUUAGCCACAAAAUAGUCUCAUUCAUCGUAUAUCAGAAAAACAGUACGAACAGAUGACCUGAACAAACGAUGUGCAGAUCAAAACAUAGCAGCCAACAUGGCGGCUUUUUCCCAAGAGUGCAAUUUGGUGAUAUGGCACAAUCGCAAACCCUAAAUCAGGAGUCACCAUGGCCAAGUUGCUGCAUUUUUUGCAUGAAUUGCAUUGUUGUAAAUGU